UGCCACGAGACCUGAAGAAGAACUCAACGGUGUCGUUGUGUCCGCCAUUGUUGUUGUUGGUGGUGGCAAUGUACUUAAGGGCUGCAACAAAUCCAGUGAAGCUAAGACUGUGGUGUCUCAUGGGAUCAAACACACUGCGAGACGGCUUCCCCAGAUGAUGUUUGAUGAUAGGGAUUAUGAACGAGCUAACGAUGAUGCCUUGGAUGAGAACAAAAGACCUAAUGUGAAUGUUGUCAAUUGGCGUGACAAAGACUACUUUGUGGUUACUAUCCAGAGUAAAGAUAGGCCAAAGCUUCUCUUUGAUACUGUUUGCACAUUGACAGACAUGCAAUAUGUGGUUUUUCGUGCUAGCGUUAAUGCUGAGGGUCCAGAAGCUUAUCAGGAAUAUUAUAUUAGACACAUAAAGGCGGCUACAAGAAGUUUCUCUGACUCAGAUUGUGAAUUGUGAGAUUGAGUGAGUGAGAAUGGGAG
This is a messenger RNA of Quercus lobata, 471 nucleotides long. RefSeq names its product ACT domain-containing protein ACR4-like. The record is from RefSeq and is a predicted model, not a curated record. Bases 155 to 448 code for a protein of 97 amino acids. Lineage: Eukaryota; Viridiplantae; Streptophyta; Magnoliopsida; Fagales; Fagaceae. The transcript has 2 exons.